GCGGAGACAUUACGUAAGGACGCUCUUGGGCCCAAACACGCACUGAAGAGGAUGGAGUUUUCUCCCAGACCAGACGGGAGGAUGGGAUUGGGUGGUUUUUAAGUGAUCAGUUUGUGAAUUGAUCUCAGUGGAACAAGUUGUCGGAAAUACGCUUGCUCUAAUAACCAGUUGCCUGCAGUUGUCACAUUAAGCGUAUCCUGUUUGAGACAAGACGUCGACCUUCUUUUUACUGAUCGGCAUUAUCCUCCCUUCAACCACCACCGAGUGUGGUUUAAUGUUUCGUUUCUGAUCUUCAUUUUGCCAGCACUUCAUCGCUAGCUGUAGCCUAUGCUAAUAAGGACUGAGACGGAAGCAGCCAGUAUGGCAGCGGUAUCUCCACUCCCACAGACGGCGGCUCUGAAUCUCUCCGUCAAGGCGAGCGAACUGCCGAGCAACCACUUACUGUUCCAGCGUCAUACCGGCAAGCCGGUCCAGCGCGUUCACCCCAACGACCAUCGCCUAGGAACGUCGCAGGCGAUUCCCUCCGCCGUGGCCCAGACCCUUGUCCAGCAGGUCGCGGUGCAAGACCCCAUGGAUGUGGCCAGCGGGAUCGGGAUGCCGGGACUGAUCGUCUCCCGCAAGCAGCGCGAAUUCACACCGGAGGAGCUCAAGGACAUGCGGUACUGGGACCGCCGGCGGAAGAACAACGACGCGGCCCGGCGUUCCAGACAGAAGCGCCGGCUGACUGACGUGGUGUUGGAGUCGCAGGUGAUGAGACUGGCGCAGGAGAAUGACAACCUGAAGGCUGAGCUCCUUGCCAUGAAGGAAAGAAUUGGUCAGAUAGACUCAGGGAGCCAGGCUAAAAGUGCCACCAUCCAGCAAUCAGCUACUCAAUCCCUCACAAAGAUUGCUCAGGUGAAGAUGCCCCUGGAGACAACAACUUUUCCCUAUGAUCAAAAGCCUGUAGCCUUUAAGACAUCAGCUUCCCAAAUCGGACCUUAUCCCGUUGCUUCGAUGACGGUUUCCUAUCCAGUCACUUCACUACACUCCGUAGAUGUCCAGCCGACUGCUUCCUACCCGCAACGACUGCCUCUGCUACCCAAGAGUGCCUGGACUCCCGCGCAGCCGCAGAUUUCCAAUCCAGAACUAUGGAACCUUGACUCGGUUCACAACCAUCUCAAGAACACGCUGCAUGCUUUGACUGCGGAAAAGGACAAACUGAAACACGCGAAUCCCGUCCUGUUCAAAGACCAUGCUGAGGCACACCCGCUUCCAGAUGGAAGCUGUAGCCUUGGGCAGAGGGUAGAGCAACCUUCCAGUAAGCUGCUGACUGAUGUUCUUCCACCUUCGUCUCCACCAACCCCCAGAGACCCUUCCAAGACCAAAGAGAAGCCAUCCUCCCCUCCCUCUCCGCACAGUGCCUUCGCCCCUGGCGUCGAACUCUCAAAACUGCCCCACAAACUCCGCGGGAAGAUGAAGCGCACUCUGCCGCAGACCGACCAAGCUGCUGAGUGCCCGGAUCUUGACACCGAUGGCCUGUGGAAGCGCAAGAUGCAAAGGUUGUCCCCCAGUCCUCCGGCAGAAACAGUGAUCAUCGCUGCCAAGGCAAAUGAAGAUGAUUUUCGGUCUGCCCGUCUCGUUCAGGACGGCUACACCCCACCCCCGUCCAGUAGCUCAUCCAGUGAGGGCAAUAUCUCCCCUUGCACCCCCAGCAGCCUCUUCGACUUCUCGGUGAAAGGAAGCGACUACCUGCCAAAAGUGUCGAACGAUCUUGCCCUGAGCGAAGCCCACGAGAGGAUGGUUCAAGCCGCGCACGCCUUGGCGGCGCUCAACAAAGGCGCGUCAGAGGGGUCUUCAUCCAAUGACACCUCAGCCGGCGGACGACCCCAUCAAAUAUUCAAUGAGGAAAGGGAGAGGUACUGGGACAAGCGAAGGCGAAACAACCAGGCUGCCAAGAAGUGUCGAGACGCCAAGAGGCUCUUGAUCGACUACCGGGCGGCUCGCUCGACCUACCUGGAGCAGGAGAACGACCAGCUCCGCCGGGAGACGUCGAUGCUGCAACACGAGGUGGCUCAGCUCAAGGCAAUGGUCAAGAAGAGAGCAGAGACACAGGCAGUCGAGAGGAUGUCAUCCAAAUAAUCUGCUUAUGAACUAAACAAACAUAUCUCUUGGACUUUUUAAUCAUCACUUUGCUGUGCUGCACUUACUCUUAAUCUAUUUAACCAUAUUCUGUCGGCAGCUGUACCUUUCAAAUUCAAACACCAAACAGGCAGACAAAUUUGCAGUUGAAUGAGUAUCAGUUCUCAAGAGGUUUUUUCGUAUAUUUGAAAUUUGACAGAUGCCGUACUCUUGAAGUUAUUUCAAGUGUUUGUAAGGAAUGUGACUCUGCGACGCGAGAUUGGAAAAGUCCCAAAUCAAGACGUGCUGAAAAAAAUGUACAAAAAAGAGACAUGCGUCCGUUGUCCGUAUUGAGAACACCGUAAAAUCCAGCACUUCAGAUUGGGUUGGCUGUAGUUGGGUGGGAUGGGUCGGGAUAGGGAGGAAUGGGGGUGAGGUGAAGUGGUGGCGUUUUUCAAAAUGUAUUGUACACUCUAAAUUGUUUUGGUGCACAUUUCUCACCUUAAAAAAAGGGAAGUCUGUGACUUCCAAACCGUCUGUUGUCCUUGUUACAAUUGCGUAAUAUGAGAAAAAGACCACAGUUUAUCCUUUAAAAAAAGUCAUGGUGCUGUAUAUACAAAACAUUCUGUGUAAGGCUUUAUUUGUUUUGGUUUAUGAUUCCUGCCACUGCUAGUAGGAAUGAACAUUGAUGGUCGAUGUGCUGCAAAGAUUUUGAAUCAAACGAAACCUCGCUUCAUUAUGAUAUAUAUUGUAUAUUAUUUGUGAUAUUCUUCAUCAAAAUGUGAUGUUUAUGCUUUGAGCCAAGCUGUGCCAAGAACUGCUGCGCGCCUAAAUUGCUUUGGCCAAUAUCAAUUGUUAUCAUCUGUGGUAUGUGUCGUCAAUGCCGACGCAGAAAUAGGUGCUUCAAGGGAACAAUGAGAACAACACUAACAAUGUGUGGGAUGGUUUACUAACGAUGAAUCAUUGGCUUUGAACCACAGAAUAUCACAUUGGCAAUCGGCCAAGUUUGUGGUUCUGGCCAGGCAAAAUGUUCUCCAGUGAACUCAUGUUUUCAACAACACAUUGCGCAAUUUUAGCUGAGGGAUUUUUUUUUGGUACUUCGUACGUGGCGUACGUAAUCGCCCUAGCUGCCGAGUUUGAUUGAGAGGAUGUAUAUGUACUGUCAAUAUUUAAGGCUACUCUAAAACUAAAGUUCUUGCACAUAGUAUCCUUUACUUGUAAGUACAACCUCGAUUUCAUUCCAUCAUAUCGAGGGUGUUAAAUAACUAUUAUAAUCAAACACGUGGUGCUGUUUUGUUAUCUGUAAAUUCUUUUGUAAGUGACUUCAUUGAGUUAACCUAUUCAGUAAUUAUUUUGAGGUAACAUUUCGAGGGAUAUCGUUUCUGUUGGUGAUUUGAUCCGUUCCACUAUUUUCAGUGAUUUUUGUUUACUGUGUUAACAGUAGGGAUGAAUUCGACAAAGUUUAUUCUCGCAAAGUGCUUUUACAAAAUUAAUAAAAGUUUUAUAAUGUUUGACAUUUUAUUAUCACACUAAA
Molecule: messenger RNA, 3631 nt
Organism: Patiria miniata (bat star)
Lineage: Eukaryota; Metazoa; Echinodermata; Asteroidea; Valvatida; Asterinidae
Exons: 2
Coding region: 328-2118 (596 amino acids)
Biological process (GO): regulation of DNA-templated transcription; circadian rhythm
Cellular component (GO): nucleus
Molecular function (GO): DNA binding; DNA-binding transcription factor activity
Source: RefSeq, a predicted model, not a curated record